AUGAUUCAUGAUGAUAUCAAUCCCAAAAUAACUAAUUUCAAUAAACAAGUGGAUGCAGAGGACAGACUAUUUUUGACAUUAAGAUAUUUAAUAUCUGGGAUGUCCUUCUCCCAAUUAUCUUAUUCAAGGAUAUCCAAAUCCUGUGUUGCAUACAUUGUUAAAUCAGUAUGCAGGGCAAUUUGGAAUGCUAGCAAAGAUAUUUAUAUGCCAAAGCCUACAAGAAAAGAUUGGGAAAGAAUUUCCCAGGAGUUCUUACUUCAUUCAGGGUUCACCAAUUGUUUUGGAGCCUUGGGUGGGAAACAUAUUUAUAUCAAAUGUCCACCAAAUAGUGGUUCUCAAUUCUAUUGUUAUAAACACAGAUUUACUGUAGUUUUGUUAGCCCUUACUGAUAUAUAUAGAAAAUUACUGUAUAUUGAUGUAGGGGCUUAUGGAAAGCAAAGUGAUGGAGGAGUAUUUAAAAAAAUCUCCUUGUAUAGAGAAAUUAUAAACAAUACUCUAGAUCUCCCACCUGACAAAGCAUUUCCAGGGCAAAAUGAAAAUAUGCCAUAUGUAAUGGUGGCUGAUGAUGCUUUUCCACUGUCAUCUUAUUUGAUGAAACCUUAUCCAAAAAAUGGUCUAUCUCUAGAGGAAAGAGAAUAUAAUAUGAGACUAUCCCAUGCAUGUGUCAGUGUGAACAUAAAUUUUUUAUGGUAUUUUUAA
Molecule: messenger RNA, 699 nt
Organism: Gordionus sp. m RMFG-2023
Lineage: Eukaryota; Metazoa; Nematomorpha; Gordioida; Chordodea; Parachordodidae
Exons: 4
Coding region: 1-699 (232 amino acids)
Source: RefSeq, a predicted model, not a curated record